AUGGAUUUCAUCAAGACCAGUUCCCUGCGUGCUCUGAUUGAGUUAACUUUCCAAUGCAAGUGGAACGGCCUAAUUUGGAUGAGUAGAAAAGGAGUUAUAGCCAAAAGAGUGAAGACUGCUCCAGACGGCCAUAUCGAGAAUCAGCGCCCGAACGCGCAGUCCGGCUGGCCGAGGAACGAAUGUUCCGCGCUCGGCCAAACGUAUUCCGUCCGACUGAAGUCUCGGCCAAAGUUCCAACCACUCGGCCGAUCACACAUCACGACCCGGGAAACAAGUCCCGCGGUCGGCCAAGCCACGCCACAACCGCGCACGACCAGCGCGCGAGCCGGGAGAACGCCUCGCGGCCGCGCAACCCUCACGUACCGGCCGACAUCCGUCCGAGCCGGGAACUAUGCCCACGUCCGGCCGAAGACCAUCGGCCAAAUCUAUCCGCCGACCACAGCCGGCCGACCGAAAUCAUCCGGCCACGACCGUUCCGACUCGGCCAAGACCCGACUGUCCGGCCGAUCGUCCCGACCGACCGUCCGAACGCCGCGGUCGACCCGAAGCCGUUUUUGA
Messenger RNA from Microthlaspi erraticum, 558 nucleotides. NCBI's taxonomy places the organism in Eukaryota, Viridiplantae, Streptophyta, Magnoliopsida, Brassicales, Brassicaceae. The record is from the annotation of a GenBank genome assembly.